UUGGGCUUAUCAAGGGCUUAUAGUAGGUUGAAACAUACUCCUAUGGAAAACAUUCACGGCCUACAUUGGGCUAUGGCAGCGGUGUUCGUUGUCGGGGAUAUGGCCGGUGGUGGAAUGAUAGCUCUACCCAAUGCAUUAACAUGUUCAGGAUUAAUACCAGGCCUGAUUCUUAUUUCCCUCUGUGCAUUAUGCUCCGGAUAUACUGGACUACAGUUGGCAUAUAAUUGGACGAUGUUGCAGAAAAGGUGGCCAAUGUACCGUGGGAUCUGUCGGAAGCCGUACGGCGAGAUAGCGUUUCGAGCCUGCGGCCAAAGAAUGAGGUCAUUCAUUGCGGUGAUGGUUUGUCUGACACAGUUUGGCUUCGCUACCGUGCUUAUUCUGCUUGCUGCCAAGAAUACAGCAAUUCUGCUGCAUUUCUUCUUCAGUAUAAAGAUAAACUUUUGCUGGCUAAUCGUUAUUGUCGGGUUGAUAGUGUGGCCAGCUACGAUGCUCAGAAGCCCGAUGCAUUUUUGGCAAGUCGCCGUAUUCUCAGCACUAUCCAGUUCUAUCGCUGUUUGCUUGCUGGUGAUCGGUUUUGUACACGAUGCUCCAGUUUGUGGGCAGGACACCUCAUAUCGAGCAUUCGAUUUGCGAAACUUCUUCAUGGCAUACGGCACAAUGGUAUUCGCAUUUGGUGGUCACGCCGUAUUCCCAACAAUACAAAACGAUAUGAGAAAGCCUCGUCUUUUCACACGUUCCGUUUGGGUUGCGAUUUCAGUAAUCGUAACUUAUUACGUCGUAAUUUCUGUGAUGGGCUAUUUCAUAUAUGGAGCAUCCGUGGGUGACGCAAUUAUACCCUCUGUACAACUCCAAUGGGUUCAGCAAACUGUAAACUUGAUGAUAGCAUUACACGUCAUUACAACUAUUGUCAUUGUAUUUUCGCCAUUGACACAACAAGUGGAAGAAAUACUGAGGAUUCCACACCAUUUUGGAUGGCAGCGUUUCCUAGUCCGAUCUGUACUAUUCUGGACAGUCAUAUUUGUGGCCCUCUCCCUUCCGAACUUCGGUCCCCUUCUUGAUUUGAUUGGGGCGUCGACAAUGUCAAUGAUGACGAUGAUAAUGCCCAGCAUCUUUUAUCUUUUCCUAUGCCGAAAAAUUCUGAUCAAAGAGGGGAAAAGAUCACCAGAUGCCCCAGAUGACGAAGGAGCCACUUUCAAAGACAUUCUUAACUACGUCCCAAGGAGAGUUCUUUCUCUGAUUAGUAAUCGAUUGCAUGUUUUAGCUUUUGGAAUCAUCGGAGGACUGGCAGCUACUGGCUUUUCCAUAGUAGCCCUCAGCAGUGCAGACGUUGCUGCUCCAUGUUAUGUUCAAUACAUCCGGCAAGGUGGUUUACCGUUUGUGGCGUCUCGUGAUGGGACAGUCAAUUGCUGUGGAUUAUUCCAAAACAUUACCGUUUCUGGAAACAGCCCUACAGGAUAUUGUUCCGCAUUUAGACCAACAUGA
Haemonchus placei is the source of this 1482-nucleotide messenger RNA. NCBI's taxonomy places the organism in Eukaryota, Metazoa, Nematoda, Chromadorea, Rhabditida, Trichostrongylidae. The record is from the annotation of a GenBank genome assembly.